This is a messenger RNA of Paramecium octaurelia, 1020 nucleotides long. The record is from the annotation of a GenBank genome assembly. NCBI's taxonomy places the organism in Eukaryota, Ciliophora, Oligohymenophorea, Peniculida, Parameciidae.
AAGGAGAUGAAUUGCUAUAGCUUAGUAAGUGAAUUCGAGAUGGAAUCAUGCAUAAAAGAUUAUAAAUUAUAAUGUUUAAAUUAGAAGCAAAAAGUACUCGAUAGGAUUAAUGAAUUAAAUUGAGUAUAUAACAAGUAAUGCAUUUCGCCAUAAUCUCUAUGGUAUUGAUAUAAAUCUAAAUUGUUCCAAGCCACUCUCAUUCAGCAGUACUCCCGAGUCCAUCCAUAAAACCAGAGAAAGAAGUCUCGUUCUAAUUCCGAUGGGAUAUCUAAGUCAAUGUUUAGAUUCUAGCCGAUUGUUGAGAAACCAAAGAACAGGUGUGAAACCAUUGAUGUGGUGAUGAGAUCGAAGGAUUCUAUUCCAGAGGAGACCUAUUCCCAAAGAUUGAAGAUAAUAAAUUAGCGAGUAUGUGUUGUUAACACUUUCAAUCGUAUCAUCAAUGUGGAUAGAGUGGGACACCGAAUGCAAAGGAACUAGCUCUUGAGACACUUGAGGGAAUUCUACAGUCAGAUCAUCGUCGAACAAAUAAAUAAAGUUCUAAAGGUGCCAGAUACGUUGACACUGCAGAUGUACGAAUAACUAGUAAUCUCAUUAUAACAAUUGGACAGAAAGCAAUACUUGAAUCUCUGCUUUUAAAUAUACGAUUUAUCAGCACAAGGUGUAAUAACUAGUACAAACUUGCUCUCUAUCCUUUCAAUAGAGAAAAAUACUUCAAUUAUUGAGAAUGACAUUCUAACUAUGAUUAAACUUCGAUCGAGUCUACUUAAGUCAUAGUUGGAUAAGAGUGAAUCAUCCAGGUUACCUAAACUCAGAACCAUCGUAAUCAACCACAAAAGAACUUCCAAGGGCAAACGCUUGAUGAUCUCUCAAGUCGAGGAUGAAGUAGAUCAAAUUGUUAUACAUCCCAUCAAUAGAUUGAAACUCAUUGAUAAAAAUCAGUUUUUCAAGAUCUGGAAUGACCAAAUCCCUGGAAUAAUUUAAGACCUCUUCAAAAACUUGAAUGAUUAUUAUUAUUAAUGA